AUGCUGAGGAAGGGCUCAGAGCUGGUGAAGGGUGACAGGGAGGUCCUCCUGGAUCUGGACUAUGGGGGUGAAGCACAAACCACAGAGAGCUAUGGGAGUCUGCAGAAUGGGGGAUUCAUCCCACCGAGAUAUCUUUCAGCUGCAGAUGAAGAUAUGGACGGGGAUGAUCCCAUUUAUAUUCACUGUAAUACAAGAAGCAGUCAGCCAGUUCCACAGCUGGGGAAUUACUUCAGAGAUGGAAGAACUAAAAUUGACUUUGUACUGGUGUGGGAGGUUCGCUCGCGGAGGAAGCGGCGAGGGAAGGGGAAGAGCGAUGUGGCCGGUGAGGAGAGGGAAACCGUGCCCACUGAGGAGAGCAGCAGGUCUGAGCGAAGGAAGGCACAGCUGGAACAGUGGAGGGAGAAGUUUGUUCAGAAUCUGGAGAGUACUGGGCUGGUCAUGGAAAAGGAGGAAACGGCGAAUGAGAAGAAAACAAUACAUUUUCUGAAGCUUAGUGCUCCCUGGGAUGUGUUGGUGUAUUAUGCUGAGGAACUCUGUCUGAGAGCUCCACUGCAGGCACAGCAAAAUCUGGACUUAAACACAUCUGCUCAGGUUCUGAGAAGAUUAUGCAUACCCAACGCGAUGACAGAGUCAGUACCAAACAGGCCGCUGGACUAUUACACAUGUGCCUUUCGCAAGUCAAAGAUGAACAGAUUCCUUGGCUGUGACAACCAUGAGACCUACUUCACUAACACACAGAGACACCGUAUUGUGUAUGAGAUUCUUGCCAGGACGAUUUAUGGCAAAAAGAAGAGGGCUGAAGUAGGUGUGGACAGACUGAUAAACGAAGGGGCCUACACUGCAGCUUUCCCUCUGCAUGAGGGCCCUUUUCAGCUUCCAAAGUUUGAGAUCCGUCCUGAUGAACUAAAUCAGAGACAGGUUCUUUACCACUACUGGGCCCGCUGGUGCAAAUGGUACAAGUACCAACCACUGGACCACAUCAGGGAGUACUUUGGAGAGAAGAUUGCACUCUACUUUGCCUGGCUGGGUUUCUACACAGCCUGGCUGCUGCCGGCGGCAGUGGUUGGAACCCUGGUCUUUGUUUCUGGAGUCAUGUCCAUGGGUACCAACACACCAGCUAAGGAAAUCUGUACUAGUGGAACCAUUUAUCUGAUGUGUCCUCUCUGUAACACGUGUAAGGCCUGGAACAUGUCUGAUAUCUGCACCAUGGCCAAGCUGGGCUACUUAUUUGACCACCCAGGUACAGUCCUCUUCAGUGUCUUCAUGUCCUUCUGGGCCGUAACCUUUCUGGAGUACUGGAAGCGAAAGAUGGCCACUCUGGCCCAUCACUGGGAUUGCAUGGACUUCCAUGAAGAAGAGGAGCGUCCUCGACCAGAAUUUGCAGCCAUGGCCCCAAUGAUGGAGCAGAAUCCAGUGACUGGGGUCAAAGAGCCCUACUUUCCAGAAAAGACCAGGCUGUCCCGUAUGUUCACUGGCUCCAUGGUCAUCAUUAUGAUGCUGUGUGUGGUGAUGAUCUUCCUGGUGACGGUGGUCAUGUGCCGUGGUAUCAUCAGCGUGAUGAUGUUCCAUACUGGGAGCCCCGUCCUGCGUACAGAGGCAGGGACCAUAGCCAACAUCUUGAGCAGUAUUGUGAAUCUGGGCCUCAUCCUGUUGAUGGGCCGGGUCUACACUGCAUUAGCUGAGCAGCUCACUAAAUGGGAGAUGCACAGAACACAAACCCAGUAUGACAAUGCCUUCAUCUUCAAGGUGUUCAUCUUCCAGUUUGUCAACUUCUACUCUUCUCCCUUCUAUGUGGCUUUCUUUAAAGGAAGGUUUGUGGGUUAUCCCACCAACUAUGGGACCUUGUUUGGGAUGAGAAAUGAAGAUUGUGGUCCUGGGGGUUGUCUCAUUGAGCUGGCUGAACAACUCUUCAUCAUCAUGGUGGGAAAGCAAAUCAUCAACAACGUUCAGGAGUUCAUUAUCCCUAAAGUGAAGGCCUGGCAGCAGAAGAGAACUUUGGCCAAGGUGCUGGGGGGUAAAGCAUCCCAUGAGCCUCAGCGCUGGGAGGAAGACUACCAGCUGGUGGAGUGUGAGGGCCUCUUUGAAGAGUAUCUGGAGAUGGUGCUCCAGUUUGGGUUCAUCACCAUCUUCGUGGCAGCCUUCCCCCUCGCUCCGCUCUUCGCCCUCCUCAACAACUGGGUGGAGAUUCGCCUGGACGCGCACAAGUUUGUGUGUGAGUAUCGGAGGCCGGUUGCUGAGCGUGCCCAGAACAUCGGAGUGUGGUUCAACAUACUGGAGGCCUUGUCACACCUGUCCGUCAUCGCCAACGCUUUUCUAAUAGCCUUCACAUCCGAUUUUUUACCUCGUCUGCUCUACCAGUACAAGUUCAAUAAUGAUCUCCAUGGAUACAUCAACUUUACCUUGGCUUACGCCCCACUCAACUACACUGAGUACCCCAUGUGCAGAUAUAAAGCAUUCAGAGACAACACAGGAAACUACACACUGUUCUACUGGGAGCUCCUUGCAGUCAGACUUGGUUUUAUCAUUGCUUUUGAGCAUGUGGUGUUCUUCGUGCUGCGAGCAAUUGACUGGAUUGUACCCGAUGUCCCUGAGUCCCUGGAGCUGAAGAUCAAGAGGGAGCGCUACCUGGCCAAACAAGCUCUGGCUGAAAACCAGGAGGCCCUGUUGGUGAGUCGAGGCCGAGGGGCCGUCCCUGCCACUCCGGGCACCUCCAGCCCAGUGAAUGUUGCUGGAUGAGGACAGCAAGCGACGCGUCCUUUGGAAACAUGAGUUAGGACUCCACCGUGGAAAAGGAGUGCAGGGAGAAUAAAAGGCACUCCUUUGCAUCUGGGAUAACAUGAGUGAACUUUUUCCCUGAGAGGAAUGCUGUCUUGGCACUGGGAUUCUUUGUCAUUAUACUCAUGCAUACUGCUGCAUGGACAUUAUGAUAAACAGGUUUGUAAUGGAGGCUUCACCCACGUUUUCAUUUAGAGAAUUCACACUCCACCAACAUUUUCAGGCAGACUCACUGAAAAUCCAUGACUUAUGUUCACAUGAGACCUAUACAGGUUACAUCUUCACGGUCCGUCCUUGAUCCAUCCACUCUGGGUACUGACCUGCAGCGACUAGGCCCCAGCCUGAGCAGACUAAAACAUCUUAAAAAAUAUGAUCAGUAUAGUUUAAUAAUAUCUCAGUAUGAUGUUGGAACAAGGGCAUUUUAAGCUAAAAUGCAACAUCCUCAAUGUAACAGACAGUAUCUACAAUAAUGACACCACAUCAUGUCAGUAAUUUGUUGUGUUUUGAUUGGCUAGUUGGCUAAUUGGCUAAUUUGCAGCAUGUAUUGUUAGUGCCAUCAUACUGUCGUCAGGUUUUGUCAGUUGGCCUCUACAGUACGUCACAGUGAGCGCUGUAAUCCUAAACUUAUGUAACAUUAAAGGGGCACUCUGCACUGAGGGGCCAAUACAGCAGAGGCUGAGGUGUCCUGACUUUUAGUGUGGGUCAGACCACCAGAACAUUUAGGAUCAUUAAAACAAGUAUUUUAAUUUUGGGAAUUUACAGAUGGGGAAGAUCCCUCCGAAACCAGCGACUGCUCUGACUUGUUUAUUAGCAACUUGAUUAGACUUGACACAACUACUCCAGAGCAACUGAAACUGUUGUUGAAACUUAAGCUGUGUUUUUUUCUUCCUUAUGAUGACCACUUGAGUUAAACUACAAUUUCUGGCUGAUACUGUAAACCGGCAAACUUUUCUUUUUUUUUUUAGCUAAUUUUUAUUAGGCUGUGAUAAUGAGCUGACAGUACUGACACAAAUCUGUUGUCUUCACUAUGGGUUAAAAAUCUACACCCUGCAAUGAAUGCAGUAUGUUCAUCCAAUGCACAUAUACUGUAUAUGUUUACUGUCCACGAAUGCUGAGCAUGCUUGUCUUUUUACUUCAAUCUGUGCAGUGUUUAUAUGGAGGAUUUUGGAGAGUUGCUAAUGCACAAUACUGUAAACAGGUGUGAAACAGUACCUCGAUAUAGGACAUAUUUUGUGUGUGAGCUGUUUUGCAU
Molecule: messenger RNA, 4027 nt
Organism: Toxotes jaculatrix (banded archerfish)
Lineage: Eukaryota; Metazoa; Chordata; Actinopteri; Toxotidae
Gene: ano11
Product: anoctamin 11
Exons: 24
Coding region: 1-2736 (911 amino acids)
Biological process (GO): chloride transmembrane transport
Cellular component (GO): plasma membrane
Molecular function (GO): chloride channel activity; protein dimerization activity
Source: RefSeq, a predicted model, not a curated record